UGUUCGUUAUUACUCUUCUCCAUAUGAUAGACACGACACAAUAUGAAUACACACAAAUGAAUAUAUACACACAAAUGCAUUUCUAACAAAUAUUUACCAUAACAAAUCACUUCAAAAUGGAUGGUCUACUAGAAUUUGCCGCCAAGUAUUUUCCUGAGUUAGAAAAAAUCGCUGAAGCUGGAGAUGGAGCAGGCCGUGAAGAUGAUUUGUUGAAGGUGCUGCAGUCACUGAAAACAAAAAAGGAAAAGAAACCCACUUUACAAAAAAAACAAAAGAAAACACACGAGGGAAGUGGACCUCAUUUCUAUAGGCAUCCCCCAAGACCUAUCCUACAUCCAAAAUGGUACCCACAGCCCAAGUGUGCUCACAUGCAAGAAUACUUUAUACCAAAGAAGGCGGCUUUGCCUCAUCCAGAAAGGUUUAAGCGCAAACACCCACUAGUCAGACCGAGCCAACUCAAAACUGGAACUGUCAUUAAUAAUGUCUCAAAUGCAUUAGAAAAGUUUAAAAGGAAGAGAGAUAAAUUUUUAAUAUAUCUACAGCAACUUCAAGAUGAGCUUACAGAACUUAACCUUCCCAGUAUAUCAAAAGAAGACAUGAUACCAAAAGUAAAGAAAAAGAAUAAAAAAGAAAAAAGUGAUUCUAAACAAGUGGUAUCCACAAAGUCCAAGAAAGCUCCUAAAAAGAGAAAACUUGGAAAAAAGAAAAUAUCAAAAAAAAAUAAUUCAGAAAAAAAAUCACUUGUUAUUGAAAAUGUUAUUCAUUUAAGCAGUGAUAGUAGCACCUUCAGCUUCACUGACUCGGAAAAUAUCUAUUAAUAUCGGUGGUAAAGUAAUGUAAAUUAACAAAAAUUGUUUUUAUGUUGUAAAUAAAUAGACCAUUUUAACACA
Messenger RNA from Nezara viridula (southern green stink bug), 890 nucleotides. The record is from the annotation of a GenBank genome assembly. Lineage: Eukaryota; Metazoa; Arthropoda; Insecta; Hemiptera; Pentatomidae.